AUGAACUUGAAGGGGUAUUUUUGUAAUUCAAAAGUAAAGAAGAAAAAAAGGGGUAGACUGGUCAGGUUACUUUGUUUUUCUCAUCAUCUUUCUUUAAUUUCUUCUUAUUGUUAGUACGAAUUAUUCUGUUUCUUCUUUGGGUACACAGUCAACAAUAAACCAGAGAGAAAAGCAGUGAGUGAAAUCAUGAGGUGUUGUUUAUAAAAUGGUCAUCAGAGUUUUACAUCUAAACCACCACUUUAUUCUUCUUCUUCCAUUUCUUGCUUCUUCAUCUUCUUUUCUUUCUUCUCUGUGUGAAAUAAUAGAAUGAACAUCUUUGCACAUAUUUGAAGUUCACAGUGUUAAAGCGUCAGUGACUAGUGAUUGGGAACAAUAGGAAUGAUAGAUUUUUCUUUGAGGUGACUCCAUUCACUUGAUUUAUCCUAGUGAGUCAAAUCAAAUAGCACAGCUACUUGUUACUAAUGGCCGCACAACAGGAAGGUGGGUGGCCCUUAGGAUUACAACCAUUGAACGUGAGAGUUGGUUUGGUGAGGAAUCGUGAUUUUUCGGGGUCGAUGUCUUCCAACACACUUAUCACUGGUUCUCCAAGUUUCUCAACAGAUUCUUCAUCAGACUUGGAUACAGAGUCAACUGGAUCUUUCUUCCAUGACAAGAGCAUUACACUUGGGAGUCUCAUUGGUGUUUCGAGCAUCUUAGAAUUUUCUAGAAGAUCUAUUAGGGGUAGGAGAGCAGAAUCUAUAAGAAGUAAGAAGAAAAUUAAAUCCAAAACAUGGUUAUUUUCCCUGUGUUCAAAGCCUAGUGAUACUUAUGUAGAAAAUGUGACUAGUCCUCCAUCCCUCGGUCAGUUCCUUCAAGUCGAAAGAAAAGCUGCUAACAAUUGCAGAAGGAAUCAAAGACCAAGGAAUUAUGAACAUGGUGAGUUUGUUCAACCUGAUCAAAUGGCUUCUGAAUCAAACCCAUUAUUCGUCAAUGGGGUUGUUGCCCCUCCUCAGUCAAGUCAGUUCGGAUCAGAAAUUGGAAGGAGACACAAAAAAAGUUUAUCACUUGGCUGUGGAUGUGGUGCACCAGUUUUGUUAUCAUGUAUGCGUGGACAACCCUGCAACUGAGAAGAGUCCUGUUCACAUCUUCGUAUCUAUUCGCCAUUGUUACAUGUUUAUUGGUUUUAUUGUGGUCGAAUUUCAUGUUUUAGAAGCAAAUAAAAAGUCUGACAUCUGAUCUUAUAUUUUCCUAUACUUUAGGUGAUGGGGUUGGGAAUUUGGAUUUCUGGACAGCUUUUCUAUGAAAUUUUUACCUAGUGAAAUGAAUCAUUAUCUAUGUUGUACUUGUGAAUAUUCAUUUCAAAAUUAUACAUACUCCUAGUGCAGCACUUA
Messenger RNA from Papaver somniferum (opium poppy), 1370 nucleotides. RefSeq lists its product as uncharacterized. Bases 462 to 1106 code for a protein of 214 amino acids. The transcript is spliced from 3 exons. The record is from RefSeq and is a predicted model, not a curated record. Lineage: Eukaryota; Viridiplantae; Streptophyta; Magnoliopsida; Ranunculales; Papaveraceae.